Messenger RNA from Cuscuta campestris, 1465 nucleotides. The record is from the annotation of a GenBank genome assembly. NCBI's taxonomy places the organism in Eukaryota, Viridiplantae, Streptophyta, Magnoliopsida, Solanales, Convolvulaceae.
UUGUGAACCUAGAAUUGCUCAUUAUUUUAUCAAAUAAUAAAUAAAAUUCAAAACUUCUCCUCUGGUCUCUAGUCAAUGAAAAACUUCACCCAACUCAAAAAAAUGAAAACACGUAAAUAAAAAUUUCCACAAGCUCGACCACCUGUGAAUCUACCAAUAUAUCAUCAGUUCUGGAAAGUAUGAGUAAUGUGCUUCCUUCUUCUCCAGCGAGUCCUUUGUUUGGAGCGACGCUCUCUGCGCUGAAACGGCCGCUCAGAGCACUUUCUAUGAAGUUUUGGGCAGUAAAUACAACAACGGAUCAAGGGUAUAACAGAAACAUCCAAUAUGGUUUUUUACAAGGUUAAGGUUGCGUACAUCUUGACCCCCUAGACCGCAACGAAGUUGGAAUUAUACUAGGAUCGUUUUUAAAAAAUCAAUGGAGAUGACGCCUGAAACAAGCACCUCUACUUCAAGUACAUGUGUAGCAAAAUCUAAGAACAAGGAUGGCAAGGAAAAAGCUUCAAAAAGGGGACUAAGCAUAGAAAACUAUCAAAUUGAAGGAAUUUCAAUUGCUGGGCAUGAAACAUGUGUCAUUAUCCCCGGUCUAAAGCUAGCAUUUGAUAUUGGCAAGUGCCCGCAGCGCGCUGUGUCUCAAAACUUUGUCUUCAUCUCCCAUGGCCAUAUGGACCACAUUGGAGGAUUGCCCAUGUAUGUGGCCACACGUGGCCUUUAUAGAAUGAUGCCACCUACAAUUAUUGUGCCAAAGGCCAUUAAGGAAAGUGUUGAGAAGAUUUUUGAAGCUCAUAGAGCUAUGGACCAAUCUGAACUCAAUCAUACUUUGGUUGCCUUGGAUGUGGGGGAAGAGUUUUCCUUAAGCAAAGAGCUAAAAGUGAAGGCGUUCAGAACUUACCAUGUCAUACCCAGCCAGGGUUACAUACUUUAUUCCAUAAAAGAAAAGCUUAAGCAAGAAUACAUUGGUCUUGGACAGGAUGAAAUAAAGAGUUUGAAGUCAUCUUGUGUGGAAGUCACAAACACUGUAAGAACACCUGAAAUUGCUUUUACAGGAGACACAAUGUCAGAUUUCAUUUUGGAUGGUGACAACAUCGAUGUUUUAAGGGCAAAGAUACUGAUUAUGGAGAGCACGUAUGUCGACAAAACAACCUCAACGGAGGCUGCUAGGGAGUAUGGGCAUACUCAUUUGUCUGAGAUAGUCGAAUAUGCGGACCGGUUUGAAAACAAAGCGAUACUUCUGAUUCAUUUCUCAGCUCGAUAUAAACUGGAUGUAAUUGAAGAAGCUAUUUCCGCAUUAACUCCACCUUUGGCAGGCAAAGUUUUUGCCCUAACAGAAGGUUUUUGAUGUGUGAACGAGGAUCGGUGGGAUUCCCCUCAUCAAGAGUGGAUUCAAUCUGCUCAACCGGUUCACCUUUUCCAUAAAACCAAUGCGAACGAGAGGAUGACGAAUCAGGAAUAACUGAGUAUGGGCUCC